This is a messenger RNA of Halichondria panicea, 3482 nucleotides long. Its product is annotated as replication factor C subunit 1-like. The transcript is spliced from 16 exons. The record is from RefSeq and is a predicted model, not a curated record. Lineage: Eukaryota; Metazoa; Porifera; Demospongiae; Suberitida; Halichondriidae. Gene Ontology annotation, molecular function: ATP hydrolysis activity; DNA binding; DNA clamp loader activity. Gene Ontology annotation, cellular component: DNA replication factor C complex; nucleus. Bases 131 to 3322 code for a protein of 1063 amino acids. Gene Ontology annotation, biological process: DNA replication; DNA repair.
AAAGGCUCCAGUAAAGUUCACUUAGAUAUAUAUCUAUCAAUGUAUUACUUACCUGGGAUGGUGCAGUGGAUGUGAAAACGGUACAUAGAGUAGUAGUAGUACAUGAUCUGAGCUGAGGUAAGCUGCAACAAUGGCCAUGGACAUCAGACAGCAUUUUCGGCCUAUUAAAAGUGAUCAGAAGCUGAGAAAUUCUGUAAAGGUGGCAGUAUUAAUCAGCGAUGAUGAUGACGACUUCAAAGAUUCAGCAAAGCGACCAUCUUCAAAAGCCAAGAAAAGCACCAAGUCAGUCAGCAAGUCACGCAAAAGAACCCGACAACGUUUUACAGAUGAGUCAGAUUUAGAAGACGAGGGAAACAAGAAGAUAAAAAAAAAGACAACUCCGAACAGAACAUCCCCUCGCAAGAAAAAAUCAAUGACCACUCCCUUGUCCGGAAAAAAAGUUGUGUCAAAAGUUCAGUCAGCUGCAAACUUUUUCGGCUCAGAUCCCAUUAAAAGAACUAAGGUGAAGAAACCAGUGAUAGAAAAGAAGCUGCCAGACGUUGACAAGAGUAGCAAACGCAGCAGUCCUGACUCUGACUUGUAUGAAAUCCCAGAAUCACCCAUGGAUGUCACAGAGAUCGACAAAGAGAUAGAAAAGGCACUGCAAGAAGACACAAGGAAAACAAAUAAAGAGGAUAAAAUCCAUGAAAGCAAAGAAUUCAGUGAGACCCUAGCCAAUUUAGACAAGAAAGUGUCAGUAACUGAGUCGAAAUGUCCACCUGUUAAAAAACUAAAGCUGAUGAUGGAGAAACUUCCCACCAGUCGCUCACCAUCGAAAACACCUCAGUCCACACCCACCAAAACUCCUGCCAAAAUCAUUCCAAAAAAGAAAAGAUUUGCAAAGAAACAAAUCCUUUAUGAAGACGAAGAUGAUGACAUCACAUCAUCAACGACUAAACAAGUUACUCCUGUAAAAGCUAUUGUAACGAAAUCACCAGCAAAGCCAUACAGUACACCAAAAGCUCUGGUAAAGCCAUCUGUAUCAAGAACACCUUCUUCUAGUCGUAGCACAGCCACACCUGAUUCGUCCGUUAUUGCGAAGUCAGUUAGCCCUGCCGCUGGUGAGACUCCCAAACCCACUCGCUCUGACAGCUACAAACAGUAUCUGAAUAGAGGAGGUCCCAAAGCACUCGGCUCUAAACCUAUUCCCGAGGGCGCAGAUGGUUGUCUUGAGGGGCUGACAUUUGUCAUCACAGGCGUCCUGGAAUCUCUUGAGAGGGAGCAGGCCGCUGAUCUGAUUAAGAGGUACGGGGGGAAGGUGACCACGUCCAUAAGUGGCAAGACCAGCUUUGUGGUCUUAGGAGAGGAGGCUGGACUGAGCAAGUUAGCCAAGGCUGAGAAACACGGCACCAAGCAGGUAGACGAAAAUGGUCUGUUUGAGCUUAUCAAGACCAGACCUGGCAGUUCGAAAACAGCUGCUCCCCAAGUCCAGAAGUGGCCUGCUGCUAAACAGAAGUCGACCAGUCUUUCAAAGAAAUCAAAACCACCUCCUAUGAUAAAGCAUCCUCCAAUUGUAGCUGUGCCUAGGGUGGGCACACCUAACACCUCUAAGAUAAAGAAAGAACCAGAGACCUUGCUAUGGGUAGACAAGUAUCGGCCAAAGACAACCAAGACCGUUAUAGGGCAAUCAGGAGAGAAGAGCAAUGCCAAGAAACUGUCCAGGUGGCUCAGCAACUGGGAUAACAAUCACCUCAAAGGGGGCGAGACUAAACGUCCUGUGAAUCGUUUCAAUGACAACGGUUCCUCAUACAAGGCAGCUUUAUUGUCUGGUCCACCUGGUAUUGGGAAGACCACUACUGCCACUCUAGUGUGCGAGGAGAAUGGAUUCUCUUACAUUGAAAUGAACGCCAGUGCCAAGCGUAACAAGGCCACUCUUAAAGGAGAGGUAGCUGCUCAACUGACCAGUUUGUCCAUCUACUCUUUCAUGGAUGGGACAAGGGGCGGGGACAAAAGUGGCCACAAGCAUGUGCUCAUCAUGGACGAAGUAGAUGGCAUGGCAGGAAACGAAGAUAGGGGAGGCAUGCAAGAGCUGAUCUCGAUGAUAAAGACCUCACAAGUUCCUAUCAUCUGUAUCUGCAAUGACCGUCAGAGCACAAAAGUCCGCUCUUUGGCCAAUCACUGCUAUGACCUUCGCUUCCAGAAACCCCGUGCUGAAACCAUCAAGGGAGCCAUGAUGAGUGUCUGCUUCAAAGAAGGAAUCAAGAUUGAGCCUUCGUCACUAAUGGAGAUGAUUGUGGCCUCAGGGCAAGAUGUACGACAGGUGUUGCAUAAUCUGUGUCUUUGGGGGUCCGGAGACAAGACGCUGAGUGCAGAAACUGCUAAAGAGAGUGCAAGGAACACUCAGAAACACGCGAAGAAGAGUCCGUUUGACGUUGUCAGACUGGUGUUUGAUCCUAGGAACGGGGACAGGGAGCUCUCUCUAUCAGAUAAAUCUGACCUGUUCUUCCACGACUACUCCAUUGCUUCCCUGUUUGUGCAAGAGAACUACCUGUCGGCCAAGCCAGCUUCAGCCAGAGGUGACCCCAGAGCCAUGCUUAAAUGCAUGUCCCGUGCAGCCGACUCCCUAUGCAAUGGAGACCUAGUGGAGAAGCAGAUCAGAAGAACGAACCAGUGGAACCUUCUUCCCACACAAGCCUUCUUGUCCAGUGUGAUUCCUGGGGAAGAGAUGAAGGGGUUCCUGGGUAAGCCAGAGUUCCCACGAUGGCUGGGACAGAACUCAAAGAAGACUAAGUGCGACCGUAUGCUUCAGGAGCUGAGCAGACACACCCACUUAAGGACAUCCUGCAACAAGACUGAAUUUGGGCUGUACUAUCUGCCAUUCCUGUCAACCAAGCUGAUACGACCUUUACUCGACAAGGGGGGUGGAGGUGUGCCUGAGGUGAUCUCCACCAUGGCAACGUAUGACUUGACAAAGGAGGACUGGGAUGCCAUGCAAGAGCUGGCUCACUUCACUGGUCGCCCAGACAGAGUGUCACAAAUACCCUCAAACGUCAAGUCCCAGUUCACUCGGACUUACAAUAAGGAGAAGCAUAUGUCUCACUACGUUGUGGAAACAUUAAAACCCAAAAGAAAGACGACGGUGGACUCUGAUCUCUUAGGAGACGAAGAUAAUGCAGCUGUCUCUGAGGACGAGGAUGAGGCAAUCGAUGGUAAUCCCAUGAUCAAGGUCAAGAAGGAACCCAUUAAGAAAACUGACAACCCCAAGAAAGGAGGGUCAUCUAAGAAAAGGGAACCUUCCAAAGGAGGAACAAAGAAACCUAAGGCUAAGAAACCAAAACUAUAGUGAUUUGAUCGCGCUUAUAAUAAAUGAUAUUCUUUUUGCAUUGUUGAUUUGCUCAUAACAACACUCACUUACUUACACGCUUGUAUGGCUGUAGCAUUUUCAUUAUUCUAAACCAUCAUUCUCACGCAAUGCAUCACACUUAAUAAUUAUUACAUGUAUA